CGGAGCGAACAGUGAUUGCAGAUCAGUCAGUAAGGUAAACUAUCCCCACUCAUGAGGCGUGAGUAUUCGGUUUAGAUGCUGUGAAAUUCACGACGAAUCAUCAGUUAAACUUCAGUCGUGAUAUAAGCCGAAACGUUCCUUGUCAACAAUUGUUCAACUAUAAAAACAAAAAAAAAUAGAUAUUAUUCGUGUUUAGCCAGCCAUACACGUAAAUAUAUAUAUAUAUACCUUUAUACUCGAAGAAAUAUUGUACAGAACAACGAUGCCGAAUUUCGAUGCAAUUUUAUCCAAAGAUGAGCCCUACAAUCGCCUGAUCAAAUGUAUCGUCUCAAAUUCCUACUUCGAGUACUUCGAUUCGAGGGAUGAUCUUCCGAUACAUGUCAUCAAUACCUGCCUAAAUGCAUCAGCCAAAACUAUUACCCUCAAUGAAGGCAAACGAAUCGUCGAUUUCUUGUGCCAAGUGGAAUUAUACAGAGAUACCAUUCUUAAUAACUGUAAACUAUUCACAUUGAACAACACUCUGGUGUUCGACGCACCGAGGAAACACUUGGAAGCCAAAAUUUUUUCAUUUCUCGACAGUAAACGUCAUUUGAUCCUGAGAAGGAACAAAAGAGGCCAAUUGCCGAAAUCCGUCUCCUUUGUUGUGCUCAAGCAGGCAGCAAUCCGUGCAAACAAACUUGAGUUAGAAAAUAACUCGACCGAUUAUUAUAACCGAUACAUUUAUUCUAUUUACACGGCUAUUGGCAAGAAAUGGUGGCGAUCUCGUGUUUUGUAUGAGGAAAAUGUUGAACCUGUUGUACCUCAUGCUAUUCAUCAGAAUUCUAUCUGGCCAUCUCCUGUAUAUGUUAAGGAGCCAGAGCAAUCUGAAAUAUUCAGCAAACUGCCUCUCAAAAAACGAAUAUUGCAAAAUUUCAGGAGGCAUAAUCAAAAUUAUGAUAUUCAUGAGAAUGACCCCACGACGAUGAGUUCUCGAAACAUUGGUAUGGAAGAUAUCCAAACAAACGCCGCAAUCGACACCGGCGAGUACCAGAUUAUUGCACACGAUCGUCCCUCUCUAACUAUUACAAUCACGAAACGUCCAAGUUCAACUUAAUGAAAAACCUGGCAAUAUUAGAAUGUCUUUAUUGUAGGAAACAAUAAAAAUCGUCACAAACUUUA
This is a messenger RNA of Diachasma alloeum, 1158 nucleotides long. RefSeq lists its product as uncharacterized. Bases 263 to 1093 code for a protein of 276 amino acids. The transcript is spliced from 4 exons. The record is from RefSeq and is a predicted model, not a curated record. NCBI's taxonomy places the organism in Eukaryota, Metazoa, Arthropoda, Insecta, Hymenoptera, Braconidae.